ACGCAGGAUGCUGUGUUUCGAAAGACGCUGUAUUCCAACACCACCAUCCUCAUGAAGUUCCAGGGUGACAUAGGGUCAUGUGAUAGAAACCUGGCCUUUAACAUCAGCUGGUACCUGCGCUCCUCUGUUUGCUACAAUGAGGUCUUUAACACACCAGACAACAAAGCGAUGAACAUGUUCGGUAUGGACCACAUGUUGAAAGACGGCUGGAGCGGCUUCUACAGUCAGGGCUACAUGUACUUCGACAACUGCUCCUCCCUCUUCUUACCAAAGGUGUAUUAUGCAGACUUCAACCCAUAUCAGCCCCUCACCAGCCCAAAGAGUGACCCAUCGAAUCAGAGCCUUAUUUGGCCUGACAAGCCGGAUAUCAGUGCAGUGGCCAAAGCUUGGGAGGACAGUCCAUAUCUGUUCAUAGUGAAGGUGCAGCCUUUGUUCCGCGGAGUUGAGGAUGAAGAUAUCGGAGCAGAACAGCUCAACUUUGCUUUCACAAUGAAAGUUGAGAUGAAAGGACCACAUGACUAUUCUUCUCCAGCAGACUGGCCCCUGAUGAUGUUCUUCAUGAUCAUGUGCAUUGUGUAUGUGCUGUUCGGGGCUCUCUGGCUCUUCUGGUGCGCCUGCUAUUGGAGGGACCUGCUGCGGAUCCAGUUCUGGAUUGGCGCUGUCAUCAUCCUCGGCAUGCUUGAAAAAGCUGUGUUUUACUCAGAAUACCAGAGCAUCCGUUACAAAGGAGACUACGUUCAAGGUGCUGUAAUAUUUGCUGAGCUGCUCUCUGCGCUCAAAAGAUCUCUAGCCCGAAUCCUGGUCCUCAUUGUCAGUCUUGGCUAUGGCAUAGUCAAGCCCAGGUUGGGUACCACAGUGCACCAGCUGGUAGCUGUUGGGCUUCUCUACCUGCUCUUCUCCUCUGUGGAAGGUGUGCUAAGAGUGACAGGUGGUUUCUAUGGGACGGUUGCCCUGGUGGCUAAUCUCAGCCUCUCCCUUAUUGACUCCUGUGUCAUGUGGUGGAUUUUCAUCAGUCUGUCUCAAACCACUCGUCUCCUGAAGCUCCGCAGAAACGUAGUGAAACUCUCUUUGUAUCAGCACUUCACCAACACUCUCAUCUUCUCUGUUGUCGCCUCCAUCAUAUUCAUCAUCUGGACCACCAAGGUCUUCAAGCUGGUCGACUGCCAGACGGGUUGGAGGGACUUGUGGGUAGACGAUGCCUUCUGGCGUCUCCUGUUCUCCACCAUUCUGCUGGUGAUCAUGGUGCUGCUGCGGCCCUCUGCCAACAGCCAGAGGUUCUCCCAUUCUCCUCUGAUUGAUGACGAUGAUGAAGAGGAGGAGGCCAAGGAGCCCAUGCUGAAUGAAGCUUUUGAAGGAAUGAAGAUGAGAGGCUCAAAGCCUGACUCUAAUGGGUCCCAGAAACUGUUGAGUAAAGAGGAUGAAGACCUAAAAUGGGUCGAGGAGAACAUUCCUACAACUGUAGCUGAUGUAGCUCUCCCUGUUAUGCUAGAUGAAGAAGAGGAAAUCCUGAAAAACAAGAUGGAGCGAUCCAAAAUGGAGUAGAAGUAAAUGCGAUGGGGUGAUGUGAGAAUGAAAAGAAGGCAAUUUCACUGAGGCAGCAAUGAAUGCGUCCUGAGUGAUCGGAUUACCAAAAAAUGUGGGCGAAGCCAACUGUUCUCUCCAGACACUUUACUUUUUUAGUUUUAUUUCACAGGUAUUGUGUAACUCUACGAUAAGCUCAAAGAAGCAUGAAUAGUGUGUUUAUAUUAAGUGACUGUGCCACUCGUGGUUGGAAGGGUUGGCUGUUGAUGUCAAGAUCGGCAUUGUGGGAGGGGGUGAAAUUGAAGCAACUGAGCACUUUGAUGAAUGUUUUAUUUGUUUCAAAGAUGUUUCUUCUCAAAUACCGCCCAAAUCAAGCAGAAAGUGGGCAUUUUUACACAACGCCCUUGUGAAAAAUAGAAUAUUUAUCAAAAUCCUGUCCUGGGGUUUUAGACUAAUACAAUAUUUAAGGAGGCGUGUGGUUUUUCUUGAGCACUGGGGAUGCAAGAUGAAAAGAUUUCACUGCCCGCUUCAAAUUGCAGAAGUUCCCACGGCGCCAAAUUGGUUAAAUUUGAAGGCCUGUGAGGACUGAUUUCUAAUGAUUGAAGUACAAAUCAUAAUGCUUGGCGAUUGUCUGAGCCAAGAAAUCAGAUGAUGGUACGAAUGGAGGGGAAAACACAUGCUGAAAACACCCAAGUUAUUGUGCAUAAUGAGGUUAUAUUUAACACAGUGAUGGACACUUCAGAGGUGUGCUGUGCUAUAAAAUACAGAUAAAAAAAAAAGUGUUUUCAGCAUGUGUUUUAUUGCGUUAAAUAUUUAAUGGGUCACAUAAUGAAAUAUAUUAAAUAAUAUUGAAAUGAGCAAAUAUAUGGUAUGAUUAACCAUUUAGCCAGAUAACUAAAAAACAAUGUUUCAAUGCUUUUAUCUAACCAGUAAAGAUUCCAUGAGCUCAUUUCUUGUAGCUGCACCAAUAAGUUAUAUAUAUGUCUUAUUGUUAAUACAUAACUAACACUUUGUUGUCUGGCUAAUUGAGUAAUCCUGAGAAUAGAAAUAAAUAAGCUACUGUUACUCUGUAAACACGGCUGCAUCAGUGAAUAUUGAUACUUGAAGCAUAUCACAUUUGUCAGGGUACAACGUGCUACAUCUGUUGUUUUUGGGGAUUCUUGUGUUUUCUGGGCUGAGAGGAUGUAAUGACCCUCUUGGUCAUGAAGGCGUUAAACCGGAUCACUUCUCUGAGAUGUCAUCUUUACACAGAACAGUUCAACCAGAUAAAAAUGCGUCUCUAAUAUUGGUGAUUUUUAAGCUUCUCACAAACGAAAGACUCAGCGAGCGGGGAAAAUGUACGACACUCGUACUAAAACAUUUUCCAGACCCGUUUUUAAGCAGGAGUCAUGAGUCUAAAAUUAAGGAUGUUUAUUAUGAGCACUAGAAAGCUUUUCACUUAACAGGAAUGAUUUAGGUCCACUUCAUGUUGUUGUCACCGAAGUGAAAACCUUUUUAUUAUUUUGUUAGCUACUGAAUCUCAGAAUCCAUUUAAAAGCCUCACGGAGGUGGUGUGGUUUACUGUAUGUAUGUAAUCGUAUCUCACUCCCUCCACUAAUUAGGCCAGAGUUUUAUUAGUAUUUAUUAAAGUGUUAUUUUAAGGUCCUCACCCAAAUUCAGUAGCACAGGAUAGUUUUAAAAAAAAUGUAUACGCUAAAUUUCAUUUCACUUCAAUAAGAGAUUCCUUUGGGGCUAUCCCAUUCACACUGCUAAAUAAUGUCACUUUAUCUGGCAGAAUUAUAUCCCCGUCCUUAUGCAAUCUACUGCAGUAUGUGUGGAUAUUCUAAAUUUCUUUAUUUAUGUUUUUUUUUUAUAUUUAUCCGAGUUGUUGAGGAUAUUUCAUUUUAGAGAUACACUAAAGCCCAAUUUCUGGAUGUGAGUCUGCAUUGUCAUGUGAAGCUGAUGAUAUUGUAUGGCUUUUUGCGUAUGUCCUGCAAAUAAAAUUUUUAUUAAAACAUGG
Messenger RNA from Morone saxatilis (striped sea-bass), 3520 nucleotides. RefSeq names its product transmembrane protein 87A-like. NCBI's taxonomy places the organism in Eukaryota, Metazoa, Chordata, Actinopteri, Moronidae. Gene Ontology annotation, cellular component: Golgi cisterna membrane; Golgi apparatus. The record is from RefSeq and is a predicted model, not a curated record. Gene Ontology annotation, biological process: retrograde transport, endosome to Golgi.